CAGCUGCAGAGUGAGUUCAACGGCAGCCAGGUGUGUCUGCGUUUCUCUGCAGUCAUGACUAGCGUUCGAGUGAAGAUGGGGUGAGUGGAUGUGAUGUCAACGUGUGUUCUGUCCUGCCAGGAAUCCUUUAACAAAGCAGUGGAGGAGGUUAAAGUACUGAAGGAGAAGCCAAACCAAACAGAAAUGGGCGAUCUGUACGGUUUAUACAAGCAAGCCACAGUUGGUGAUAUCAACACAGAACGUCCAGGGUUCUUUGACUUCACAGGAAAAGCGAAAUGGGAUGCGUGGGAUGCAAGAAAAGGUCUGUCCAAAGAGGAAGCAAUGGCCGAAUACGUUGCUUUGGUGGAGGAGCUCAAGAAGAAAUAUGGAAUCUAGAUUCUUUCUCUGAAAUAACGAGUGCUUUUUUUUAGUCACAUGUCCAGUUUGUUGAUUUAAAAACUUCAAAAUGGAACAAAGUUUAAGCCUGACCUCAUGCUGCUGCACGUUUUGGUACUUUAUUAUCUUGUGCAUGUAGAUACUAGAGAAUGACCAUAUUUGGAGGAACCUCUGAGCAGUCUUUUGGCAGGUAAACCGUCCUCUGUGGAGACCCCUGCCUCAACUUUGUACUCAGCUCAGCCUUCUAGCUCAAGCUUAUUCUUAUUAAGCACAGACAUGACUACAGUCCCAGUAUUCUUGCCUCUCACAAAGCAGGUCAUAAGUGCAUUUUUUUUUUUUUACUUUUAAAUGAUUCUGACUAAACUGACUCAAAAAUAAAGACGCGUUCUUUA
Archocentrus centrarchus (flier cichlid) is the source of this 767-nucleotide messenger RNA. RefSeq names its product acyl-CoA-binding protein-like. The record is from RefSeq and is a predicted model, not a curated record. Gene Ontology annotation, molecular function: fatty-acyl-CoA binding. The transcript has 4 exons. Gene Ontology annotation, biological process: fatty acid metabolic process. The coding region runs from base 94 to 375 and encodes 93 amino acids. Lineage: Eukaryota; Metazoa; Chordata; Actinopteri; Cichliformes; Cichlidae.